GAAGUAAUUACCGUAUGCGGUAUAGUGAGGUUCAUCUGUCAUUCGGGACGACAACCAUUCCCUCUGGCUCCUAAGCUACCCUAAAGGAUCAAUAUGGCAUGAAACUUGUUAUUGUUUGCUUUAAUUGUCACCAAGAAGAAGGGGUUGGACAUAUUUCCUUCCCUAGAGAUCUUCGUUCCCAUUUCCAUAUCGCCGCCCGCCAGCAACCAUGGACUCGCAGCAGAAGAGGAAUAUCGUCAUAAUUGGCGGCGGCAUCAUAGGCUGCACGACAGCCUACUACCUGACCCGCCACCCGAAAUUCGACCCAUCCCUCCACCGCAUCACCCUCCUGGAGGCGACGGCCAUCGCCGCCGGCGCGUCGGGCAAGGCCGGCGGCCUGCUCGCCCUCUGGGCCUUCCCCUCGUGCCUGGUGCCGCUGUCCUACCGCCUCCACGCGGACCUGGCCCGGGAGCACGGCGGCGCCGACCGCUGGGGGUACCGCCGGCUGGGGUGCGGGGGCCUGAGCGCCGUGGUGAGGGAGGGGGACAUCAGGAGGCUCGAGGCGGCGAGGCUGAAGGGGGGCGGCGGCGGCGGCCGGGACGCGUUCGCAGACGCG
Molecule: messenger RNA, 595 nt
Organism: Phialemonium atrogriseum
Lineage: Eukaryota; Fungi; Ascomycota; Sordariomycetes; Cephalothecales; Cephalothecaceae
Product: FAD dependent oxidoreductase-domain-containing protein
Exons: 2
Biological process (GO): retrograde transport, endosome to Golgi
Cellular component (GO): cytoplasm; late endosome
Molecular function (GO): oxidoreductase activity
Source: RefSeq, a predicted model, not a curated record